CCCGCCCCACACCUGCGCCGCGCAGGCGCAAGGGAGGGGGCCCAGUCUCCAAGGCAACCGGGCUCAACAGUUCCAGCCCCGCCGGCGUUUAGAGGCCUGCCGGCACCCACCCGCCAGCAUGUGCGCCGCGGAGGUGGACCACCACGUAGCCCAGCGAUACCUGCUCAAGCGGCGGCUGGGGAAGGGGGCCUAUGGCAUCGUGUGGAAGGCAGUGGAUAGGAGGACUGGCGAGGUCGUGGCCGUCAAGAAAAUCUUUGAUGCCUUUAGAGAUAAGACAGAUGCCCAGAGAACGUUCCGGGAAAUCAUGCUGCUCCAGGAACUUGGGGACCAUCCCAACAUCAUCCGCCUCCUGGAUGUGAUCCGGGCGGAGAAUGACAGGGACAUUUACCUGGUGUUUGAGUCUAUGGACACCGACCUGAACGCUGUCAUCUGUAAGGGCAGGCUGCUGAAGGACAUCCACAAGCGCUACAUCAUCUACCAGCUCCUACGGGCCACCAAGUUCAUCCACUCAGGACGCGUCAUCCACCGGGACCAGAAGCCUUCCAACAUUCUCCUGGACUCCAGCUGCUUGGUGAAGCUCUGUGACUUUGGUCUUGCCCGCUCCCUCAGCGGCCUCCCUGAGGGGUCUGAGGGCCAGGCCCUGACAGAUUACGUGGCCACACGCUGGUACCGGGCUCCCGAGGUGCUGCUGUCCUCAAGCUGGUACACCCCUGGGGUGGACAUGUGGAGUCUGGGCUGCAUCCUGGGGGAGAUGCUUCGGGGGAGGCCCCUGUUCCCUGGCACAUCCACACUGCACCAGCUGGAGCUGAUCCUGGAGACCAUCCCACCACCAUCCAAGGAGGACCUCCUGGCUCUUGGCUCAAGCUACAGUGCCUCUAUCCUGCCCUGCCUGGGGUCCCGGCCACGGCAGACGCUGGACACCCUCCUGCCGCCAGACACACCCCCGGAGGCCUUGGAUCUCCUCAGGGGACUCCUGGUAUUUGCCCCGGAGAAGCGGCUUAGCGCAGCCCAGGCACUGCAGCACCCCUACGUGCAGAGGUUCCACUGCCCGGCUCGUGAGUGGACACUGGAUUCGGCUGUGCAGCUCCCGGUGCUCGAAGGAGUUCAGCUCUCAGCCCCCGAGUAUCGCAGCCGCGUCUAUCAGAUGAUCCUGGAGCGCAGGGGCAACAGCCGCAUCCCCAGAGAGAAGGGCCUGGGGGGCACACCCGCGGGGACAGAGCCCAGUGCCCCCCGACCCCAGGCGCACCUACUCAACCCCAGAGCCGUCCCUCAGCUGCCCCCGGGCUCGCCCACGCAGAACCCUGGACGCAGACCUCAGAGCAGCCCGGGUCCCCAGUCCGCGCACGACAUUGCCUGCGGAGCCAAGAACCUUCCGCGGCGGAACUCGGCCCCCGUGCUCCAGCCUCCGCCCCCAGGAGGUCUGGGGAGAGGGGAGAGGCCCCCUGGGGCGACGGCGGAGGCCCCCUCGGCACCCUCGUGGGUGAAGCCCAGCGGGAAGGGGGCGGCGUCCUCCCUGGCCUCGCAGGCCGCCGCCCAGGUGGCCAUCCAGGCCCUAAUCCGGAGCGACUGGAAUCCAGGCCGUGGGGUGAGGGCAACCGGCGCGCGACGGGUCCCUCGCGGGCUUCCCGCGGAUGCCCGGCCCGAGCCUCGGCCGGGCCGGAGGAUGUUCAGCGCCUCGGCCUCGCAGGGAGCCCAGGGUGCUGCAAGGGCUGCGCUCGGGGGCUACUCACAGGCCUACGGUACCGUCUGCCACUCGGCGCUGGGCCGCCUGCCCCUGCUUCCCGGGCCACGCGCCUAAGGUGCCCUACCAGCCUUCAAUCCAGCUCUUCUGCUCAGCCGCGGCCCUUCGCCCAGUCCCCCGCCCCUCUCCCAGCCCCGGAUUUGCCCCCAAGUACCCCAUGCUCUCCACCCCCUCUUACCGGCUCACCCUUUUGCCUGGCCAUAUUCUUGAGAUCCAGGGAGCCUGUCCAGGCCUCUCUGGGGGAGUAGAUGAGGUUCCCACCCAUC
Neomonachus schauinslandi (Hawaiian monk seal) is the source of this 2007-nucleotide messenger RNA. RefSeq names its product mitogen-activated protein kinase 15 (gene MAPK15). NCBI's taxonomy places the organism in Eukaryota, Metazoa, Chordata, Mammalia, Carnivora, Phocidae. Gene Ontology annotation, molecular function: MAP kinase activity; ATP binding. The coding region runs from base 119 to 1798 and encodes 559 amino acids. Gene Ontology annotation, biological process: intracellular signal transduction; protein phosphorylation. The record is from RefSeq and is a predicted model, not a curated record. Gene Ontology annotation, cellular component: nucleus; cytoplasm. The transcript has 14 exons.